AACUUAAAACCAUGGCCUCGUAAAUCAAAUCCACUCCCCCAUGAAUUAUAUCAAAGUUUACCCAAAUAUGGGGAUAGUGAAUACCCUAAAAAAUUAAAACAAACGUACCAAAAAUAUGUUAAGAUAUAUCAUCCAGAUAUUAGUCAAAAGACAGUUAUAUUGAAUGAGAUGAACCAACCAAUUUCAGAACAAGAAAAAAGAGACCGAUUUGAUUGUAUUCAAAGAGCAUACGAAACAUUAAAGAACCCCAAUAAUUAUGACAUGAAUCAAAAUGCAUACCGGGACUUUAAAUCAACCAAAGUCCACCAUAAGAUGUAUGAGCGGAGUGAUAAAUUUUAUCAGGCCAGUAAUUGGGAAGACUUAUACGAGUUGAGAUUUGGCAGAAAACCACCUAGUGAAGAAGAAAUUAAUGCAAAUAAAUAUAAAAUAUUAAUUGGAGUGUUAUUGGUGAUGUCAUUGACCACGGGAUUGCAAGUGAUGUUAGCCAUUGAUAAGACCAACGAAGUGCAUAACCAAACUGCCAUUUUAAACCUACAAUCAAUGAAAGCUAUGAAUGAUAGUUAUGAAAAUUUUGAUGAAGGUGAUAGUAGACUACAACGAAUGAAACGAUUCUUACUAUGGAGAAGAUCGGGCAUUCUCAACAAGGACGAGUCGUUGAACAAGGAAAAGGAAACCCAGUUGAAAUCAGAAGAUGAUCAGGUAUUGAAAGAUUUUGCCCGG
Molecule: messenger RNA, 720 nt
Organism: Hyphopichia burtonii NRRL Y-1933
Lineage: Eukaryota; Fungi; Ascomycota; Pichiomycetes; Serinales; Debaryomycetaceae
Exons: 1
Source: RefSeq, a predicted model, not a curated record